UGUGCUCUGCUCCCUCACGCCGGGGCCGGGCCGCCUCCUUCCUCUCUCUCGCUUCCUCCUUUCCGCCCCCGAGUGCGGCGGCACCGCCUCCUUGCACGCCGCGCGGCUUCCUUCAGACCUCCCUGUGAGGGUGAGCCCUAUUCUGGAAGCAGCUGAUGCUGACCUUUUAACCCAAAGGAGGAAAUAACUGUUAAGCUGAGCCUUGAUACAGGUAGUCAACAUGUCCUUGAAGAUCCAGACAAGCAAUGUAACCAACAAAAAUGACCCCAAGUCCAUCAACUCUCGUGUCUUCAUUGGAAACCUCAACACAACUGUGGUGAAGAAGUCAGAUGUGGAGACCAUCUUCUCUAAGUAUGGUCGUGUAGCCGGCUGCUCUGUGCACAAGGGCUAUGCCUUUGUUCAGUAUGCCAACGAGCGCCAUGCCCGGGCAGCUGUGCUGGGAGAGAAUGGGCGAGUGCUAGCUGGGCAAACCUUGGAUAUCAACAUGGCUGGAGAGCCCAAGCCCAACAGACCCAAGGGGCUAAAGAGAGCAGCAUCUGCUAUAUACAGUGGCUACAGCUUUGACUAUGAUUACUACCGGGACGACUUCUACGACAGGCUCUUCGACUACCGGGGCCGCCUGUCACCGGUGCCAGUGCCCAGGGUGGUCCCUGUGAAGCGACCCCGGGUCACAGUCCCUUUGGUCCGGCGUGUCAAAACUACCAUACCUGUCAAGCUCUUUGCCCGCUCCACAGCCAUCACCACCGGCUCAGCCAAGAUCAAGUUAAAGAGCAGUGAGCUGCAGGCCAUUAAGACAGAGCUGACGCAGAUCAAGUCCAACAUCGACGCCCUGCUGGGCCGCUUGGAGCAGAUCGCUGAGGAGCAAAAGGCCAACCCAGGUCAGCCUCUGAGGGUCCUCACUCCCCAUGUUCAGGGCUCAGGGCAGAGCAGUAGGGGUGGCAGCGGUGGUGGCAGUGGUGGUGGCAGCAACAGUGGUGGCAGUGGCAUUGUCAGUGGCAAUAGUGACAGCAGCAGCCGGCCAGCAGCUCCCAAAGAGGACACGACUUCUGAGGCAGGCACACCACAGGCAGCAGAAGCACAGGCCCGAGACGACGGCGAUGAGGAGGGUUUGCUGACACAUAGCGAGGAAGAGCUGGAACACAGCCAGGACACAGAUGCAGAAGAUGGGGCCUUGCAGUAAGCAGCCUGACAGGAGCAAUGGCCACCAGCAGGAGAAGGGCAUCGUUACCCCAGGCCUCAAGCCAGGUGCCACACCACUGGAUGCCACCCCCCAGCGGGUACCAGAGGAGAGCUGGCAGCAGGCACCUCCUAUCCCAACUCAUCCCUACCAGUGUCACAUCCUCUGCAGGUGGAGUUACUGGCCUACCCCUUCGCCAUGCACCCUGCCUACCUGCACUGCCCAGGCCAGAGCACAGGGGUUUCCUCACACUCUGCCUUCCCUUCCAAAGGCCCUCCCAGGCUUGUGUUUUUUCUAUAGGUUUGAAGGGGGGCCUCAGGGUGGGGAGCCUGACAAUAAAGAGAUUGGAUCCCA
Molecule: messenger RNA, 1531 nt
Organism: Tupaia belangeri chinensis (Chinese tree shrew)
Lineage: Eukaryota; Metazoa; Chordata; Mammalia; Scandentia; Tupaiidae
Gene: RALY
Product: RALY heterogeneous nuclear ribonucleoprotein
Exons: 10
Coding region: 221-1180 (319 amino acids)
Cellular component (GO): nucleus
Molecular function (GO): RNA binding
Source: RefSeq, a predicted model, not a curated record